Molecule: messenger RNA, 1546 nt
Organism: Clarias gariepinus (North African catfish)
Lineage: Eukaryota; Metazoa; Chordata; Actinopteri; Siluriformes; Clariidae
Gene: cuedc1a
Product: CUE domain containing 1a
Exons: 11
Coding region: 398-1546 (382 amino acids)
Molecular function (GO): ubiquitin binding
Source: RefSeq, a predicted model, not a curated record
GAAGCAUCUUUCCGGUGUUUUAUCUCUCCUCGGUUUGGGGCUGAUACACCAUUUUAGAUGAGGAUGCACCGGAAUCACACACAAUUCACCUGAUCCUCGGGAAAAUGCCCGCAGUGACCCCACUGACUCGGUUUUAGCCUCCUGGCUCAAGUCUGAGAAGGUCAUCACUGACACUGAGACAUUAUUACAGUUUUUGGAUGUUGCUGGGUCUUAAAAGGAAAGCAGCAGAUACAGAUACAGACACAGUCCAUGCCGUCUUCCCAUGCCCCACUGUCUCGCAGUACAAGUGCCAUGACGGGAUAACGGAGGCGUGGUCAGGGGUGGGAGUAGCUCUUGACAGGUCGUGGUCAGUGGGAGAGUGGUGGGAGCUCCUGAAGGUGCAGUUUCACAGCCGUGGAUGAUGACCAGCCUGUUUCGGCACAGCGCCAGCAGCAACGGCAGUCACGGCUCGAGGGCUAACGGUAACGGAGGAUCCGAGCUCAAUAACAGCAAAUCAUCUCGACAGCAUGUCCGAAGACUGGAGUUCAACCAGGCCAUGGACGACUUCAAGACCAUGUUUCCAAGCAUGGACCACGAAGUGAUCGAGUGUGUCCUGCGAGCCAAUAACGGUGCCGUGGACUCCACCAUCGACCAGCUCCUGCAGAUGAGUUUGGAUGGACAAGGCACGGACGACAGCUCCGACUCGGAGGACAGCAUCCCGCCAGAGAUCUUAGAAAGGACGUUAGAGCCAGACAGCUCAGAUGAAGAAGCGCCGCCUGUUUACUCUCCACCCUCCUACGAGAUGCACAUCUAUGACAGGAAGCACCCGGCUGACGUGCCGCCGUUCCCUCCUCCCAGGUUCGAGGCCAAUCCUACAACCGAGCAACGGCAGGUCAGCGCUUACAGGAACUGGAAUCCUCCAUUACUAGGCAACCUCCCCGAUGACUUCCUGCGGAUUCUGCCUCAGCAGCGCGACAGUUUGCAGCGCUCUCAGAGCAGCCUGUCUCAGCCCUCGUCGUCGUCCUCGUCCUCGCUGUCCUCUCUGACGCAGUGCUCGGCUUCAGAGCAGGACAGGAAGCUGAAGCAGUACCUGGAGGACGAGCGCAUCGCACUUUUCCUGCAGAACGAGGAGUUCAUGAGGGAGCUGCAGCGCAACCGUGAUUUCCUCAUUGCUCUGGAGAGAGAUCGUCAGAGGUUUGAGUCUCUCAAAUCCCAGCGCUCUCGUUCAUCCGCUUGCAUGGAGAGGUCCACUGAAGGUGAUCACAACGCCUCAGGCUCUGAGGAAGCCUGCACCUCCAUCUCAGAUGAUGCCUUGUUCCGUGACAAACUUAAGCACAUGGGCAAAUCUACAAGGAAAAAGCUUUUUGAAAUCGCCAAAUCCUUCUCUGAAAAAACCCGUCGGAGGAAGACCAAAAAGAGGGCUCUCCUCAAGCAUCACUCACUUGCACCUGCAACCUCCACUGCCAACCUUCUGGAGGAUGUAGAGGGAGCAGAAGAUGAAGGCAAGCUCAGGAGAUCCAGUGUUCAGGAGAAGGACGAGUCGAACAAGGAAGUGGCGUCAUGGUGA